AUGACGACCCUGCGCCUCGCCGGCAAGCACUGCGCCGUCGUAGGCGCGACCGGCAUCAUCGGCGCCCAGAUAGCCAAGGCCUUCGCCUCCCACGGCGCCGUCGUCUCCCUCCUCGGCCGCUCCGCCCUCCAGGCUCGCCCCAAGCUCGAAGCCGAGCUGGCCCCGUACUCACCUCCGUCGCCGGCCCCAUCCUCGUCCCCGGAUAACGCUCCCGCGCCAUCGGACGUGCCGGCCGCGCACCGCUUCCUCCGCCUGGACGUCUCGGACCCGGCCGACAUCAAGAGCGUCUUUGGCGGACGUGGCGCCGCUGGCUCCCAGCCAAGUAAUGGCGAGGCUGUUGGGCCCGUCGAUAUUCUCGUCAACUGCGCGGGAAUCUCGCAGACGACCCUGCUCAAGCGGACCCCUGACCCGGAGCUCGCUUCCAUAGUCGACACGAACCUGCUUGCCCCCAUGCUGGUUUGCAAGUAUGCCAGGAUAAGGCCGAAUGGAUGCAUCAUCAACGUCUCGAGCCUCAUGGCCACCAAGGGCGAUCUCGGCGUCACAGCCUAUGCGGCCUCCAAGGCUGGUCUUAUUGGACUCACGCGAGCCCUGUGUCGCGAAAUGGCCGCCCGAUCUAUCCGCGUCAAUGCCCUCCUACCAGGAUGGGUCAAGAGCCCAAUGUGGGAUCACCUAAAGCCGGAUCUCAAGGAGGCAUAUCUUCGAGAUACGCCCCUCAACCGUGUCGCGGAUCCUGCCGAGGUUGCCGAUGCGGCCAUCUUUUUGGCCUCAAACGGCUUUGCAAACAACUGCGUUCUCAAUCUCGACGGAGGUCUGAGCGCAGCCUGA
Purpureocillium lilacinum is the source of this 825-nucleotide messenger RNA. RefSeq lists its product as uncharacterized. Lineage: Eukaryota; Fungi; Ascomycota; Sordariomycetes; Hypocreales; Ophiocordycipitaceae. Gene Ontology annotation, molecular function: oxidoreductase activity, acting on the CH-OH group of donors, NAD or NADP as acceptor. The record is from RefSeq and is a predicted model, not a curated record.